AUCAAGCAUGUCGCGACAAAAUGUUACAUAAAGUGUUUUAUUUGUUACUUUUAACUGUGUAUAUAAGUUCUGUAUUUACUUAUGACUAUAUGGGCAUGCAGCCGGAUUAUCAACUCGUUCGCAAUAAAGUGAAUAGCGUUGAAAAUAUUAACGACGAUGCAGUGGAGAGUGAACGCAAGCAGGGAGAAGAUAUGAAGAUUGAUGAUAAGGAAACGCUGGCUGAGAUUGAUGUUGCUAGUUUUAUUCAAAACCCUGACUAUGACACAAUAGAUAAUAACGAGCCUUAUAACGACGUGUAUAAGAGAAGUCAGCUUUCAAGAAGAGAUGAUGUUGAUUCAUUAUUUGAAGUUAAUGAAAAUGAGAAUGAUAAUAACGAAGAAUAUUUAGAAUUAGACAACAAUAGCGACGAUACUAAUAUACUCGAAAAUUUAAACAAUCUUAAAUAUAUAAGUAAUUCUAAAUCUUCUCAUGACAGUAAAAUAUCGAGUAACGCAAAGAAAAAACACAAUAAUAAUGAAAACAUCUUAGUAACUCCAGAAAAUAAAUGUGUUUUUAAGAGGAUGAAAUUUCCGUUUUUUUCCCGUGAUAAAACAAGUACGAAGAAAGCAAAAGUGAAUAAAAAGAGGAAACUUUUUCAAUUCAAUUCUAAGAAUUACAAAGAGAAGAUGACACAGCCAACAAGCAGUAGCGGCAUAACCGCAAGUGGCUUUGGUUCCUCAGAGAGACCAGCCAAGGUUGGCUACAGGCUCAGAAAACGGUCGUACGUUGAAAGGAUAUGUCCAUUAUGCAGAAGACGAUUUAAAGCAAAUAAAUCUGAAGGUCGAGGAAAAUUAUUAUCUAACUUCGAUAAGACAGUACAAAACAGUAGAGAGUUUUUUCGGCAAGUAAAACCUGAUAGCGACAAGAUUAAGAAUGACGAAGAAGGUGAAAAUAGAAUUCGGCAAACCUUUGACAUCAAUCAACCAAUAAGAGAUCGUUACAAGAAGUCCAAUAGCGUUCGUAACGCUAGAAAAGAAUGAAAGAGAUAAUACAUACUCAAUGUAUAGAACAUAAAAAGUUUGUUAUUUAGGUGUACAAAAUUUCUUAUUCGCUUAUUUGAUAGAGGAAUAAUAUAUUUUAUUGUUAUUAUAAUCGGAUUUAUUAUUGUCGGAGCCAUAAAAUCUAAUCUUGAGUUUUUACUUCAGAGCAUCAUCCUAUUGGCAAAGUAAGUAAAGAAUCUAUGAGUAGACCAUCUGCGCGAUAAAGGCGACACAAGUGGUUGAUGGUACAGAUAAAUUAAUUUCAGAUAAGAAUUGGGAUGACUUAAUCUCGCAAUUACAAAUUUUAUACUGCA
This is a messenger RNA of Leptidea sinapis, 1333 nucleotides long. Its product is annotated as ABC transporter G family member 7-like. The transcript is spliced from 3 exons. NCBI's taxonomy places the organism in Eukaryota, Metazoa, Arthropoda, Insecta, Lepidoptera, Pieridae. The coding region runs from base 21 to 1019 and encodes 332 amino acids. The record is from RefSeq and is a predicted model, not a curated record.